Molecule: messenger RNA, 2042 nt
Organism: Fundulus heteroclitus (mummichog)
Lineage: Eukaryota; Metazoa; Chordata; Actinopteri; Cyprinodontiformes; Fundulidae
Product: biotinidase-like
Exons: 6
Coding region: 37-1620 (527 amino acids)
Molecular function (GO): hydrolase activity, acting on carbon-nitrogen (but not peptide) bonds, in linear amides
Source: RefSeq, a predicted model, not a curated record
ACUUCUGACCCACAUUCAUGUCUCACACAGGGGAAGAUGUUGCUUUUCCUUCUGCUCGUCUUCUGUCUCGGGGAGACGGUGUCUGCUGUGGACUCGUACGUGGCUGCCGUGUACGAGCACAGAGUCGUCCUGAACCCGGACCCUGUCCCGGUGUCCCGCCGCGAAGCCCUGAUCCACAUGCAGAAGAACCUGGACGUCUACGAGCAGCAGGCUGCCAGAGCUGCACAGCAGGGUGCCCAGAUAAUUGUGUUUCCAGAAGUUGGUAUUCUGGGUUUUAACUUCAACCGAUCAUCCAUUUCCGCAUACAUGGAGACCGUUCCUGACCCUCAGGAGGAGAGCUGGAACCCUUGCACCGAGCCGCACCGACACAACAACACUGAGGUUCUCCAGCGACUGAGCUGCAUGGCCCGUAGCCACAACCUCUACCUGGUGGCAAACAUGGCUGAUCGGCAGCCCUGUCCCCUGAAGACAGCCCCGUCCUCGUGUCCCCCCGAUGGACACUGGCAGUUCAACACCAAUGUGGCUUUCAGUUCUGAUGGCCUGCUGGUGGCACGCUACCAUAAACAGAACCUCUACAAGGAGGCCGCCUACGAUACACCUCCAAAGCUGGAAGUCAUUACAUUUGAUACACCUUUUGCUGGGAAGUUUGGCCUCAUCAUCUGCUUUGACAUCCUGUUCCACGAUCCUGCAGUAGUCCUGGUGGAAAGGGGUGUGCGCCAGUUUAUUUUCCCCACAGCUUGGAUGAACGCGCUCCCCUUACUGGACUCUAUCCAGUUUCACCGGGCCUUCAGUCUGGGGGCAAACGUUACUGUGCUAUCUGCCAACCUUCGUUUUGACCAGCUGCGCAUGACAGGAAGCGGCAUCUUCACCCCGUUCUCUGCUACCUUCCACCACGCCGUGAAGGAAGACCCAGAGGAGGGCAGGCUGCUCGUGGCCAGAGUUCCAGUCUUAGAGCCGAUGGGGGUGAAUGAUGAGGCUGAAUCCACAUCAUCCGUGCCUUCAGAGUCUGGUCACUACUACAAAGACAGCUGUCCUGGUUCUCCUUCACCUGCUCCCUCCUCUUACCCCACCUUCACUGCAAAUAUGAGGCGUGACCCAUUUAAAUUUGUCCUCAUAAACAAGACAGAGGACAAUGUCACAGUGUGUGACGGUGCGUUAUGCUGCCACCUCCAGUACAAGUGGACAGCACAUGACCAAAGGAAGGAACUGUAUGCUCUGGGAGCAUUUGCAGGAACGCACUUCGGCUAUAGAAGUUAUGCCUUGCAGGUGUGUGCAGUAGUCCGCUGCGCAGGGCUGGAGUCCAGCUCCUGUGGACAGAAAGUGGAGGAGGCGGAGUCCAAGAUGGACUUCCUGUUGGAGGCGACUUUUCAGACAAAAUAUGUGUACCCUUCAGUUUUGGUGAACCGCAUGGUGCUGGAGCAGCCAAAACUAGAGAAAGCUGCAUGUGGGAGGGUGGCCAUGAAGCACUCAAACAUGAGGGGCGGACUGAUCACUGCCUGCCUGUAUGGACGAAUGUACCACCUGGAUAAUAAGUCGUCAGCUGUAGAAAUGAGCAAAGUAGAUAUCAGGCUGGUAUCAAUCUGGAUUAUUAGUUAUUUUUUGAUUAAUCACUUGGGUUAAUCAUUGAUGACACCACUGUACUGUACAUAGACAGCUAUACAAGGGUCUUUGUCACUAUGCCUGCCCCUGAUGCACUGGUUAUGUUAUCCUACACCCAUUGCCCUCAUAGAUUCCUGCAGCUAAGCUUGGAUAUGCAUUUACAUUCCAAAAAUGUGUUGGUGUUUCUAUUCAAUAAAUAUGCAUGCAUGUUUUGCAUAAUUUGCCAAAUCACCCAACUCAGUGAAACAUUUAUAUAUUUUUUUCAGUCUGCUAGUUUUAAUAUCUGUAGGGUACAGUAUUUCUUUCUUAUACUGCACAGUCUGCUUUUCUGAUUUUUUUUUUUUUCUUUUGUGUGAAUCUGCAUGCUUCCACUUGCAUUUCAGUUUUUGACUGUUACACCUGAAUUACCCCACGGUGGGUCAAUAAAGAAUAUUUAUAUUCUG